This is a messenger RNA of Triticum aestivum (bread wheat), 485 nucleotides long. RefSeq lists its product as uncharacterized. The record is from RefSeq and is a predicted model, not a curated record. Bases 72 to 473 code for a protein of 133 amino acids. The transcript has 3 exons. NCBI's taxonomy places the organism in Eukaryota, Viridiplantae, Streptophyta, Magnoliopsida, Poales, Poaceae.
CGCACGCAAGCCGAGGCCGAGCCGGAUCGCCCCGCGCCCGUGGUCGACCCUGCGCACGCCCGAGACCCGCUAUGCGGGCAAAACCCCUUGAAGAACCCUACCGCAACCUUUUCCCCAUCACCUAUCGUCCACACGCCUCUGUCCGGUGUUUUGGAUCUCACCGGAGGAGCUCGCAGCCGUCGUCUUUCACCACUCGUUUGCGCCGCCCGCACCAGGACGACGCCGCCACCGACGCCCGACUUUGCCGGAGCACGCCGGAGUUCAGGAGCUCGCCACCGCCGCUCAAGGGAGCCCCGUCGCCGUUGAACACCACCACUACGUCCACCACUCGUCACCGCACCUGUCCGUCCCCUCACUUUCACCGGGGAGCCACCGGAGAGCCGCCGCCGUCGACGCCCGAACCGCCGCCGCCGUCCCCUGUUCGGAUUGUCCGGAGUGCGACACGAACUAUUGUCAGGAGUGUGACUUUCUGAACCAGAACCAAG